Molecule: messenger RNA, 1083 nt
Organism: Pieris macdunnoughi
Lineage: Eukaryota; Metazoa; Arthropoda; Insecta; Lepidoptera; Pieridae
Source: the annotation of a GenBank genome assembly
AUGAAGCUCAUGCUCGUGGCCGCCAGUCUGGUGGCUGUCCUGGCUCUCUCUCUCGCCGAAGAAGCCAAGGCAGCAGAAAAAGAAGUGGCAGUAACCGACAACAAGGUGGCGGCUGACGACAAAAAACAUGAAAAACGUGGUCUCAUAGGUCUCGGAUACGGGCACGGAGGAUUUGACAGUGGCUUCGGAGGAAGCUAUGGAGGCGGUUUUGACGGUGGAUACGGCGGUUACGGUGGUAACGGUGGUUACGGUGGUUACGGUGGACACGAGGAAGUUCACAAAACCGUUACUGUUGUAAAGAACGUUCCUGUUCCUUACCCAGUUGAAAAACAUAUCCCAUACCCAGUCGAGAAACACGUUCCUGUACCUGUCAAGGUGCCAGUGCCUCAACCUUACCCCGUAGUUAAGCAUGUCCCAUACACCGUUAAGGAACUAGUCAAAGUGCCUGUGCACGUUCCUCAGCCUUACCCAGUAGAGAAAAAAGUGCCCUACCCAGUUCAUGUCCCCGUUGACAGACCAGUCCCAGUCAAAGUGUACGUUCCUCAACCCUACCCAGUGGAAAAGGAAGUACCGUACCCAGUAAAGGUUCAUGUACCUGCUCCUUACCCAGUUGAAAAGAAGGUCCCCUACCCAGUAAAGGUACCAGUUCAUGUACCCGCUCCCUACCCCGUUAUCAAGGAGGUCCACGUACCAUACAAGGUCCACGUUGACAGGCCUUACCCUGUACAUAUCUCCAAACCUGUGCCUUACCCAGUAGAAAAGCCUGUACCCUACCCCGUUGAGAAGCCAGUGCCUUACCCCGUCAAGGUCCCAGUCGACCGCCCUGUACCAGUGCACGUUGAAAAACCAGUCCCCUACCCCGUGAAAGUCCACGUACCAGCGCCAUACCCAGUUGAGAAACACAUUCCCGUGCCAGUCGAGAAACACGUCCCAGUGCCCUACAAAGUCUUGGUAGACAGACCUUACCCAGUACACAUUGAGAAACACGUUCCCGUUCAUGUUGAGAAGCCAGUGCCCUACCCCGUUAAGGUACCUGUUUUCGUCGGCCACGGUCACGAGUACGGUCAUCAUGAAAGCUAUUAA